AAAAGGCGUCUCAUUAAUCAUUACGCACGACUGUGCGUAAUAGGUACUAGAAUUUUACUUUGAUGUUGUCCUUAAAAUGAGGACGAGGUUGUCCAAGAACAAAAUGUUAACAUUUUUAAUUUUGUAACUUGAAAAAUUUCUGCUACAAAUUUAGGCAUUUACAAGUUAUUAUUAUGUUAUUUUUUGUGCAAUGAAACCUAGACGGCAGCUUAAACCAUCGUCUCUGAAGAUUGCACUUACUACUAGGAAAACUACUGCGCCCAAUUUGAGAGUUACCCACAGUGUGACUACUCCAGCAGACUGUUUCUACGAGAUACACAAAUUAAAUUCCGAUAUUUGUCGUCUCAGGAUUCAUGCUAAGUUUUUCUGGCUGGGCCGUUCUACUAACUGCGCUGAAAGUUUUUUGGAAAUAGACGGAAAAUACAUUUGCGGAUGUAAAAGCGAUUUGAAAAUAAUAGCGCCAUUCGAAGGCUACUCUACAAAAAUUUUACGUUUCGUCAGUGGAGGGCAAGAAAGAUCGUCAUACAGCGGUUUUAUUGUAGAAGUUAUUCAGGAUGAGUGUCCAAAAAAAGUUAUUCCUGAAAGUAACAGUAAAAAUAAAACGGUGGAAAAAAAAUUUAGAUUUUACAACGAUCAAAUUAACAGAGUUGCCUGGCCAAAUAAAUCCGAUGAUUUAGUAGUAGAAAAGUUACAUUUAAUUAGUGAAAAUACGGAAAUCAUCAAAGAUGAUCAUUUGGAGACUCAUGGUCAACUUCAGCCACAAGUGGUUAGAAAUGUUUAUUUUUAUUCGUUUCCUGAUAUCAAUCGUAUACCACAUGAUCGUGAAGACACAGAGUACGUAGACACUUCAAGUAAAACAUCUUUUAAUCAAGAUAAUUUUGAUUACAAUUAUUGUCGAAGUUGGAAUCAAGAGCAGUUUAACUCAAUAUCUUUGAGAAAUCUUCCUGUGUGUAAAAAUAACGAAGGGACUAUUGUAGAAAGAAAGUGUUUCGAGUUAAACCAAAUUAGAGGCUAUUUUAAAAGUCCAGGAUACCCAUUUUAUUACUUAGGAAACAAGAAUUUUUGUUACAAAUUUCGCAAAUUACCAGGAUAUUGCACAAUUCGCGUAUUUAUGAAAGAUUUUGAUCUUCAAGACAGUGUCACCUGUGAAAAUGAUUAUGUACUUUUUGCAAACCAAUUAAGAUACUGCGGAAGGCGUUUAGCAAAUACCAUUUCUACUUUAGAUGUACGAAAUAAAUUGUACGAACAGAUGAAUUUCGUUACGGAUGCUUUGUUUUGUGGGAGAGGGUUUUUUGGUGCGUAUGAACAAAUUCCGUGCCAGGAAUUCCCUCAUCCAAUUAAUCCGACCGAUCCAACUGGGACAACACCACCUUACGUUCCUCCUACGAUGACUCCUUGUUCUAAAACAGUACGGGAAGAAAUGUUCACUUUUGAUGUCUACGAUUACAAUGAGCCGUCUUGUAUGUUGGUAAUAAAAAAAAAUACGGAGUACGUUUGCUCAGUGAAAAUUUAUUUUGAAAAGUUUGAUUUGGUUUGUGCAUGGGAAUCAUUAGUUAUUGAUGGGACUCGGUAUUGUGGAAAUUUGACAGGAGAGUCUGUUAAUAUUGAAGUGACGAAUAGAGAUCCCAUUAUUGUGUACCGAAGGUUUUUGAAAACAGAUGCUGGAGGUUUGCGGUUAAAACUCACAGGAACUCAAGUGUCAGACGAUUGUCCUUAUCCUGAAGUACCGGCAGAACGGUUUAUAAAGCCUAAGUCACUAAACUGGACCGAUGUCGAUAGUAACAGACAAUUUAUUCUGAAAUUCGGUGAUCGUUUUAAAAAUAUUUGUGGUGUAAUUACUAACACUACGGAAUCAAAACUACCUGAAACAUUUUGUGAAUUAAUAAUGAAGGAGCAUAACAAUGUGACAGAUUGUGUACCUCUCAAGGAGAAUUCAUUAAUCGUUCCAUUUAAUUCUCAAAAACUUGAACUGAAAAUUCGUGAUGCUCAAGAAACCGAAGAAAUUGAAUUCCAGGAGAUUGAUUGCGACGAUUUAUCUAAGAACUCCAACAGUUAAAUGCUGACGUUGUGAUAUUCUUCUGCUGUAUGGAUCACACACACUAAACUGUACAAAUAAUAAAAGGCUUCUUUAUCCCAAUUUUAUUAACAUGUUUUACGGAAGUUGGAAAUUUAUUAUUUAUUAAAUGUAUAUAAACAUGA
This is a messenger RNA of Zophobas morio, 2199 nucleotides long. RefSeq lists its product as uncharacterized. The record is from RefSeq and is a predicted model, not a curated record. NCBI's taxonomy places the organism in Eukaryota, Metazoa, Arthropoda, Insecta, Coleoptera, Tenebrionidae. The coding region runs from base 191 to 2056 and encodes 621 amino acids. The transcript is spliced from 10 exons.